This is a messenger RNA of Alternaria atra, 2667 nucleotides long. RefSeq lists its product as uncharacterized. The transcript has 3 exons. The record is from RefSeq and is a predicted model, not a curated record. Bases 1 to 2667 code for a protein of 888 amino acids. Gene Ontology annotation, cellular component: endoplasmic reticulum; Golgi apparatus. Lineage: Eukaryota; Fungi; Ascomycota; Dothideomycetes; Pleosporales; Pleosporaceae.
AUGAGUGGGAAGAACUGGUGGAACAGCGCCAUCUCGGGCUUGGAGUCGCGACUCGACACUAUACUGGCCGAGGAUGGAACCCCAAAGCCAGCAGGCGCAGAUGCAGGCGCCAAGCCAGAGACUACAGAGAAGGCGGCCGUGGACAAGAAGCUCACGAUUGAGCCAGCCUCGCGGAACUCGUCACGGAGCCGACCCAACUCUCGAUUACAAGACCGUCUAGCCAAGGCUGUGAACAAGGGGUCGGAAGCAAGAAGCUCGUCGGAUCUUGGAUCAAGGCCGGCGAGUCCAGCCAUAAAUGCCGUCGCCGAUACAGCGAGGGCAAGCAUAGAUUCGAAGGCGCCAGAGCCAGCGACAGAAGGAUCAACUGGCAAGGAAGAAGCUUCAACAGUGAAAGAAGAUGACGCGACCAAGCCAGACGAGAGCAAGGUCGAGCAACCUCCACAACCCGCUGAAGAAGCACCCGCGCCAGUAGCCUCUCCUCCAGCGACCUCACCACCACCGACGCCUUUGGUAGCUGAACAACCCAUAUCGACGCCCGUUCCUACCAUGUCCAUGCCCUCGAUACCCUCAAUCGUCACCCCGCAAACGUCCUCCCCGCGCCAGUCCUUCGAUAGCAACCUGUCGCGACCCUCUAUUGACGCCCUUGCCCCAACACCGCCUCCCGAAGCUAAAGACCCUGAAGAAGUACAAGUUGAGCUAUCUUUGCUCCAGAAGACAUACGAGGAGACGUUGCGGGACAAUCGUGAGGAGCUCAACUCUCACUUGGAGCGCAUCGAUGCCUUGCAGUCGAAACUCACCUACCUUUCUGAGCAACUUGCCGCCUCUGCAAAAGCUGCUUCUUCCGACUCACAAGCAACACCGGCCGACAAGAAGUUGGCGGACAAGGAUGCACAGAUAGCUGCGCUCAUGGAAGAGGGGCAGAAGCUCUCAAAGACGGAGAUGAAGCAUCUGACCACUAUCAAGAAGAUGCGCACCAAGACUUUGGAGCAGGACAAGGAAAUUGCCACUCUCAAACAGCGACUGACAAAGGCGGAGAAGAGCAUCACGGAGCAAUCGGAAAGGGCACGGCGCGCCGAGGCGGCAGAAAAGUCUGCGCAGGAAAAGUUGAAGAUUGUGGGCCGGAUUGAAAAGGAUAUUGAAACCAUCAGAGCAGAGCGCGAAGAGGCUGGGCUCACAAUAACUGAGCUGCGGAGACAGCUCAACGAUGCGCUCUACCGGGCAGAAGAUGCGGAAAAGAGGGCCCAAUCUGGAGCGCUGGAGGCGGAGAAGAGGGCUACUGCAUCGCUGAAAGAGGAUAUUGAAAACGUCCGGAUAGAAAAGAAGCUUGCUGAAGACCGUGCGAAGAGGGAGCUUCAAGCGGCCAGAGACGAAGCGAAGAGCCAGCAGGAGAAAGCAAAGGUCGCCGAGCUUGAGUUGCGCGGUGAGAUUGCUAACCUGGAGUCCAAGCUGGAGUUGCUCCGUAGCCGCACAGAAGAAGCGUCUUCAUCUGCAACUGGUGAUUCACAAGCCAAGCUUCUGCGACAAAUCGAGACGUUGCAGACUCAGUACUCGCUAGCUUCCGAGAACUGGCAGGGUAUCGAGACUACUUUGACGUCUCGUAUGGCAGCUCUCGAGAAAGACCGAGAUGAAACGGCAAAGCGCGAAUCCGAUGUCAGACGAAAAGCAAGAGAGCUCAACUCAAAAGCACGUCGGCUGGAGGACGAGCUCGAGAGCAUCAAUGAGCGAGCCCGGACAUUCGAACACGAUCUGACCGAGCAGCGUGCCGCAGCUCAAAAGCUACAAGCUAGGCUCACACAGGCGGAGACUGCAGCACAAGAUGCACAAGCCGAACUUGAACGAGAGAAGAAGAUAUGGGAAGCUGAGCUCCAACAACGACUAGAAGACGAGAAAAACAAGUGGAAGGUGGAGAUACAGACACCAUCUCUAAUGGGCGAGUCUCAUUAUCUCCGGACAGAUUCGCCUUCAAUAGCACAGCGAAGGCAUUCGCCAGAUCCAUUAGGUAUACACAACCGCCGACCAAACCCCCGUUCCAUCACCAGCGGCAUGGACAUGCCCAUGAUGUCACCCAUGGACCGCAUGUUCGACGACUUCGCCUCGCGCCGCCCUUCCAGCUCCCGCCAUAAUAAAUCCACAACUACCAAAGUCCGUACACCAGAAAUCGGCACCCCCCAACGACAAAACUCGAUUCCGUCAAGUAUGUCGAACCUCAAUGGCAGCAUGGCGCCACUAGACACCCCCUCUAUCCACACAAUUGAUCAUGAUAAUGAUCCCUUUGAAAACACAUCCUCCCCGCACCGCACCAUAAACGACAUGAUAAGCGUUUCCACCGCCGGUGCAGGCCCCUCGGUCCAACUCGUCGAGCGCAUGAGCGCCGCCGUCCGCAGGCUGGAAUCGGAAAAAGCAACGCAUAAAGAAGAACUCGCGCGUCUAACUGCCCAACGCGACGAAGCCCGUGAGGAAGUCGUCAAGCUUAUGCGUGAAGUGGAUGAGAGCAAAGGAACAGGGGAGAAGGUGCGGGAUUUGGAGAGGAGGUUGGGCGAGAUGGAGAGUAGGGAAGAGACGGCGUUGGAAAUGUUGGGGGAGAAGACGGAGAGGGUGGAGGAAUUGGAGGGGGAUGUCAGGGAUUUGAAGAAGAUAUAUAGGGAGUUGGUUGAUACGCUGAAAUGA